This is a messenger RNA of Soboliphyme baturini, 690 nucleotides long. The record is from the annotation of a GenBank genome assembly. NCBI's taxonomy places the organism in Eukaryota, Metazoa, Nematoda, Enoplea, Dioctophymatida, Soboliphymatidae.
AUGUGGAAGGCACUCAGCCUCAACACCUCGCUGUCUCCGUUGGAAAGGGCUCAACUAGCAGUCUGGGAUUAUCCGGUGAACGACAAGUACACGAAUAUAUGGCGCUACAUGUUGGAAUCUGGUCUUCCGGACACGUACGAAGAGGCGGUCAAACGAGUCUUAAAGUCCAAAUCUUCGACUGAGGGAUUUGCGCUCAUCGACGCCUCAGAGGGUAAGAAGCGUUCGUCGAUCUGGGCGUAUCGAGUUACACGCUUUUCCGCAAUGUCAGAUGAUCAUUGUGCUGAAUUCUGCUGGUACAGCAUCGCUCAUCGAUUGUGCCCUGACAUUACGGACAACGAGAACAUGUUCCCGGCAUUCCUCAUCAUUCAGCUGAAGUCAACUCGAGAGAUUUUACAGCUGUUGAAUCAGCGUGAACUGGAAACGCUGAAAGAAAAUUGGUGGAACAAGAACCCGAACAAAAAGAACUGCCUGAAGCCGGAUAGCGAAUCGGACGGCAUUUCGAUCAUCAACAUCGGCGGUGUAUUCAUCGUGAUCUUGAUUGGCAUCGGCUUGUCAAUGACGACGCUGAUCUUCGAGUACUUCUACAAUCGCCAGUGGCAAAUCAAGUGUUUUCCAAGCAAACAGGACCAAAACACCAAAGUCAGCAACAUGUACCCCACCGGCAAUGGUUGCAACGUUGUCAAGUACUAA